UUUUUUAUAAUAUCUUUGUGUCUUCAGCUGCUGACUUAAACCUCUUCCCUUGUCAGGUUAUUUAGGCCAGGUUAGUACAGCACCUUGUAAACAAUUCACUUCAACCUAUGCCUAUUCUCUGAAGACCACUGGUUUACCAUAUAUGCUAACUGAGGUAAAACUACCAAUAAUCUUAGACAAAUAUAUGAUAUUCUCUUUUUUUUUUUCUUUCUCCUCUUUAGACCAAAGUUGUUCAGAGGAACAGACAAGAUGGAGCUGCUGAAGAAAAUGAAGAACCACAAAGGUCUUUAUUUGACCGGCUGGAGGAUUUCCGCAUUGAUCCCUCACAGCCUGAAGACAGUCAGGAUGUGGAGGAUCUCAUGGACUGGUGGAACACGGUUGAAUCCUGGGAGGAUACGCCUCAAGAUGAUGACAUGACUGAAAAGGAAGAGGCCAAGGCCUUUGCUGUAACUGCAGAAAAGGUCCAGAAGGGUAUCCGAGUCUUCAACAAGCUGUUCUCUGAGCGCGCAGAGACCCUCUGGCAGCACGUCAUCGACCUCAACGCCAUCGCCGACGGCUUGGACAAAUUCAACAAGAAGACAAAGAUCGCUCAGAUCACUGGCGGCUCCACCAGCGCCAUUGGAGGCGUCGCAACCAUCACUGGCCUGGCCUUGGCUCCGGUCACCAUGGGAACCUCCCUUAUCGUCACAGCUGUAGGUCUUGGCGUCGCUACGGCAGGUGGCUUAACCUCAGCUGGUGCCGGCAUCUCAAACCAGGUCAACAACUCUUUGGACCGCAAGAAGGUGGAGAAGAUCGUAGAGGACUACCAAGAGAAGAUCGCUGACCUUAAUAAGUGCCUGAAGUUUAUCAAGCAGGGAAUAGAGAACCUGCGCAGAUUCGACCUCCUCAAGAUGAAGAAGAACGCGUACAACCAGGACUUUCCCGCACUCACCAGUCAGUUUUACGAAGAUGGAGCCAUGGCAGGGAAGGCAAUCCUCAUCAAUGCCAACGAGAUCAUGCGCGUGGUGCAGAUCGCCAACGUAGCGGGCAGCACCGCAGCCAGAGCGGUCCAGAUCGCCAGUAUGGCCACUGGCGUGCUCACGGGGCUCUUUGUCGGCAUGGACAUCUACUUUGUGGCUAAAGACUCUAAAGAGCUAAAGAAAGGGGCGAAAUCAGAGUUCGCUGCCAAAAUCAGAGAGGUGGCCACGCAGCUGCACGACGGCCUGGUGGAGCUCAACACCAUACGAGAAGAGCUGCAGACCACCACGCCAGAAAAUGACAAAAAUGGCGAAAUGACCAAGAUGGAAAGUGAAAAGAAAGAGAAAAGUGAGAAAAAUGAUGAAAGCUCAGAUGAAGAUGAGAUCGACCGCAUUAAAAAAGCGAUAAAAAAGGACAUUGAGAGCAGAGAAUAUGUUUGACCUCAGCAGACUGCCUUCAACUUUGCUCUGCAGCCAAAGUUUAAACUGGAUCCUCAAACUUUAUAGAUUUUGAACAAGCUGAACUGCCGUUUGAGACUUUUAAACUAAAACUGACUCAUUUUAAUCUCAUCCUGUACACUACAUCCGAAGGAGGUAGUCGUUUAUCGGUUUUAUCUGGAAGCUGUGCCAUUACAUACUGUAAAGCUGAAGUAAGUUUUGGAAGAUGGAUCUGAAAGUUAAAUGGAAUAUUGACAUUCUAUAGAUUGAUUUGGAAAAAGGUGCGGCAAAUAUUUUCAGACAU
Molecule: messenger RNA, 1698 nt
Organism: Cyprinodon variegatus (sheepshead minnow)
Lineage: Eukaryota; Metazoa; Chordata; Actinopteri; Cyprinodontiformes; Cyprinodontidae
Gene: apol1
Product: apolipoprotein L1-like
Exons: 5
Coding region: 360-1397 (345 amino acids)
Biological process (GO): lipoprotein metabolic process; lipid transport
Cellular component (GO): membrane; extracellular region
Molecular function (GO): lipid binding
Source: RefSeq, a predicted model, not a curated record